Notothenia coriiceps (black rockcod) is the source of this 264-nucleotide messenger RNA. Its product is annotated as piwi-like protein 2. The transcript has 3 exons. The record is from RefSeq and is a predicted model, not a curated record. NCBI's taxonomy places the organism in Eukaryota, Metazoa, Chordata, Actinopteri, Perciformes, Nototheniidae. The annotation marks the transcript as partial.
AUGACGCCCGACCUGACCAUGCACAUCAAUGUGAGCGGAGAGCAGCACACGAACGCCAUAAAACAGCUUCUGAAGAACAUCAGCACCAACCCUGAGAGUCAGAACGAGCUGAGCCGCUGGGGCCUGGACCUCGACUCCAAUAUCGUCUUGGCUAAAGCCAGAGUUCUUCCCAUGGAGACCAUCUGUCUGCAGUCCAACUCUUUCACCUGCGGUUCCGAUGUCUCCUGGUCCAGAGAGAUCGGCAGGGAUCGUUCAAUCAGCUCA